AUGGCACGGGCAUCGAAGCCGUACGGCCGACCUUCUCGUCUGCGAGGCUCGGACGGCGAAUGGCUGCACGACAAGGCCCCAGAAAUGCCUCCUGCCGUCCUCAACAGUUCAGCCUCCACAAAGCUCAUGAUCUCGAACCUGCAUUACGAGCUGACGGCCAAAGACCUCACUCAAAUCUUUGGACAAGUUGGCACGCUCGUUCGUGAGCCACUGAUCAGGUACGACCGCAGCGGCCGGUCGUCCGGCGUCGCUAUCGUGUCAUUCGAGACGGAAGCUGAGGCCGCGGCGGCGAAGAACCGGUUCGACAAGAAGCUCGCCAAGGGCCAGCCGAUGUCAAUCGAGUUCUAUCAACCUCAACCACCGCGCAGGCCGACGCGGAGGGGCCAGAGCGCUCCUCCGUCGUUGAUCCAUCGAAUCGAAAAGGCUCCGCUGUUGGACCGCCUCAGCAAGGAUGAGCCAAAACGACAACAGGCGCCUGCAACCGGACCGGGCCCAGUGAGGACGAGAGCUCGAGGGGCUGCCAAACCCGCGAGGGUACCCAAGAAGGCGAAGACCGCGGAGGAGCUGGACUUCGAGUUAGAUGCUUUCAUGAAGGAUGAUACAAAGCCAGCUGAAGCACCUGCGGCGGCGCCGGCGACGGUUGCAGAGGAGGAAGGCGACGUUGAGAUGGCUUGA
Messenger RNA from Laetiporus sulphureus 93-53, 675 nucleotides. RefSeq names its product RNA-binding domain-containing protein. Gene Ontology annotation, biological process: mRNA export from nucleus. The transcript has 6 exons. Bases 1 to 675 code for a protein of 224 amino acids. Lineage: Eukaryota; Fungi; Basidiomycota; Agaricomycetes; Polyporales; Laetiporaceae. Gene Ontology annotation, cellular component: nucleus. Gene Ontology annotation, molecular function: mRNA binding. The record is from RefSeq and is a predicted model, not a curated record.